AUGGAUAAUGGGACCUCACAAUUGUCUCAAUUCUUGUCAUUUACACUAAGUAAUGUCGAAGAAAUAGAAGAAACAUUUUUCAACCACAACAGAUCUCUUGAUCUAAUCAACCUUUACAAAAAAUAUAAAUCCAAAAUUGGAACAUAUGAGGUGCUGGAUAGGAAUUAUAAAAAGUUUGUUGAUAAAAAUGCGAAAACAGAUAGAGGUCGUACAAACUUUGAAUUUGAAAAAGAAUUUGAAGAAAUUUAUGGUGGCAAAUCAAAUGUUUAUCCUCAGGUUCUUUUGUCUAGCGAAACCGAAGUUGUUUUACAUCUAGACGAAGAAGAAAAUACACAUGAGGUUGAAAAUGAUCAACAAGCACACUCUGCACAAGCACCUUCAGAAACACCUAGCUCACGGUUCUAG
Psylliodes chrysocephalus is the source of this 405-nucleotide messenger RNA. Lineage: Eukaryota; Metazoa; Arthropoda; Insecta; Coleoptera; Chrysomelidae. The record is from the annotation of a GenBank genome assembly.